Agelaius phoeniceus (red-winged blackbird) is the source of this 1996-nucleotide messenger RNA. It is a transcript of the gene ZDHHC15, whose product is annotated as zDHHC palmitoyltransferase 15. The record is from RefSeq and is a predicted model, not a curated record. NCBI's taxonomy places the organism in Eukaryota, Metazoa, Chordata, Aves, Passeriformes, Icteridae. Gene Ontology annotation, molecular function: palmitoyltransferase activity.
AUGCGCGGCGCUGAGGGCGGCGGGAUGGCGCUGUGGCGGGGGCUGCGCUGCUGCCGCCGCGCCUUCGCCUGGCUGCCCGUGCUGCUCAUCGCGCUGCUCCUGCUCUGGUCCUACUACGCGUACGUCUGCGAGCUCUGCCUCGUGACUGUGAGCAACCCUGUGGAGAAAGUGGCCUAUCUUGUAGUAUUCCAUAUUCUCUUUGUGCUCUUUGUGUGGACAUAUUGGAAGUCUGUUUUCACUCUCCCAAUACAACCAGGCAAAAAGUUCCACAUGUCCUACGCUGACCAGGAGCGCUACGAGAACGAGGAGAGGCCCGAGGUGCAGCGGCAGAUCCUCGCCGAGAUCGCCAGGAAGCUGCCGGUGUACACGAGGACGGGCAAUGGAGGGAUUCGGUUCUGUGACAGAUGCCAGCUGAUCAAACCUGACCGCUGUCACCACUGCUCUGUUUGUGCCAUGUGUGUGCUAAAAAUGGAUCAUCAUUGUCCAUGGGUGAAUAACUGCAUUGGAUUUUCUAACUACAAAUUCUUUCUACUGUUCUUAGCCUAUUCUUUGUUGUAUUGCUUGUAUAUUGCUGCAACAGUCUUCAAGUAUUUCAUUAAGUAUUGGACAGGUGAGCUGACCAAUGGACGCUCCAAAUUUCACAUCCUUUUCCUUCUCUUUGUGGCAAUCAUGUUCUUUGUGAGCCUCAUGUUUCUGUUUGGCUACCACUGCUGGCUGGUCAGCAGGAACAGAUCCACUCUAGAGGCUUUCUCAGCUCCAGUGUUUCAAAAUGGCCCAGAUAAAAAUGGAUUCAAUCUUGGCUUUGUGAAGAAUCUCCAGCAAGUGUUUGGGGAAGAAAAAAAGCUCUGGUUGCUGCCUAUUGCCUCUAGCCAGGGUGAUGGACAUUUCUUCCCCAUGAGAACCUUGAGUGAAGCUCGGAACCCUCUCCUGACAAAUGAGGAGCAGUGGGAAGAGGAUGGAAUAGAUGAGGAGCCUCAGGGUUCUGGUGAAGCCUCAUCCCUUGCCAUAGAAAGGGAGACAUAGCAGUGUGAGAACACAGUGGUGUCAAGCUGCAUCAGAAAGCUUCUCUCUCAGGAGCCAACACCCCUUCUCUUGGCAAGGACUUCAGUUUUGAGGGGCAGAAAACAGGUGGAUCUUCAAGAUGAGAAAACAUCCUGAAGUAUUGUCUGAUGGGAAUCUGCAUUCCACAGUGCUUCUCCAGGAAUCCUGCUGUCCAGAUGUCCCAAGGCUUUAUAAAUUUAAGUUACAGAGUUAACAGAACGAUUUUACAGAGUGAUUGUGGCCAGUCUUCUUUGGCCUGCUCUCUUUAUUUUAUAAAUACUAUAUAUUUUUUAUUCCAAAUAGGUACAAAUGUUGAUGCGAGUGCAUUUCCGAAGGCCUUUUCAUUUUGCAAACAUCAGGGACUCGAGCUCUUGAAAUUCUUCCAAGCCAUAAUAUUCUUGGGGAUGGUUAUUUAUUUUGAGGCUGAUUCUCCAACCUUCUCUGACAAGUGGCAUUUUCUAAUGUAUUUAAAUUCUGAGUGAGUUCAGCUCAAUGCAAGACAGACCCAGUUAAAUCUGGCACUAAACUGGGAGCUGAAUGUAAGAGUGUUGAAAGCAAAAGUGCUGAACAUGCACAUGUACAUGUGCAGCUGUGAGUGAAAAUAAAAUAUUCACAUUGCCAGUAUCAAGAUUCAAGAAUAUUGUGGCCACAGAUUUUUUAAAAGGUUUUUAGGGGGGAUGUUAUUUUCCUUGAGUUUGGGUUAUAGUGUUCUUGCAUCCUACUUGCAGGCUUCUAAAAUGCAAAAGGGAACUUCAGACAGUCCAGUUUGCAUUAAUUCCUAGGGUUAAAGCAUCCUCUCAUUCCUGGAUCAGUGUUUGAUGGAGAUUUGUGUGUUCAUGGAGUCAGAAAGGAAGAUGUGAAUUUGAAAUAUGCACUGGAAGUUUGGCUCCAAGAGUCAUGUUUGGAGUUUCACUGCACAGGGGUGGCUUUAGCCCCAAAAUGCUGAAGACACAAU